Messenger RNA from Aspergillus mulundensis, 768 nucleotides. RefSeq lists its product as uncharacterized. The transcript is spliced from 3 exons. The coding region runs from base 1 to 768 and encodes 255 amino acids. NCBI's taxonomy places the organism in Eukaryota, Fungi, Ascomycota, Eurotiomycetes, Eurotiales, Aspergillaceae. The record is from RefSeq and is a predicted model, not a curated record.
AUGGCCGACCCAAUUCUGGCUGAAAGAAAGAGACGUCGCCAGCAACUCAGCGAUAUGUACGAAGCAGUCAAAACACUCGGUCCGCGACUCUCCUUGGCGCAACUGGUGGAAGUCAACAUCCAGCGCGAGGAAAUGAGCGACCGAAUGACCCUGCUUGACAGUACCGGACCGCAAUUCUUCACCCCCUACAAAGGUCCAGUAUCAGCCCCGGAAAUCUACACUCUUCAAGACUACGUGGCGUUGGACGAGGACGCCUACCACAAUGCACGCGAGCUGGCUUGGUUCCUGCGACAGUAUUUCCUGCAGUGUCAAGGCGCACUCCAUUACACCACCAGUCCGCCCGGCGUCUCGUACUCCGACCUGGGCGAUUUUGGCUCCGGCGACCUGGCCGAGUACACCUUUGGCUCUGCCUGGGAAGUCACUGCUGCAUGGCAUGCAUUACACAGCGGGGCACCGCAUUCGGUGCUCCUCAUGCGCUGCGAAAUGCCCGACGGCGACGCUCUUUUCCAUGGGGAAAUCAAGACCGCGAUCCGCGUGAUGCACGGGCAGCUGAGGAGAUCGUCGACUCGGCCCCAUCUUGUUGCCCCGGUCUUGCUGUUUUCAGCGAUCGGGCAGCAUCAUGUUCGGAUUAUCGAAGCCUAUCACGACGGCAAGAAACUCAUCGUGCGCACAACUCCGCUCAUCGACAUGCGUAAGCGAGACGAGGAGCGACUGAUCGGACUAACAAGAUGGUGUUUGGGCGGUCCAAGUUCAAAGUCAACAACCUAA